UUGGAUACACACAUUAUUAUUCUAUAAAAGAACGUAAAUAAUGUUCUAUUGAGUUGAAACUUCAAAAUCAAUCCAAUUUGAAGCAGUAUUCAAAACUAGUUAGCAAAACAAAUAAUUAAGACAGACAUCAUAAACAAUGGGUUCUGAAGAACAACAUCCUAUGAUUCCUGUUCUAGAUUUCAGCAUGGAAGAUUCGAAGCCAGGGAGCGAUUCCUGGUUAGAAAGAUGCAGAAGUGUGAGGCAAGCACUUGAAGAACAUGGAUGUUUUGUAGCUGUGUAUGAUAAAGCUUGUGAAGAGCUCGAAAAUGGUGUUUUCUGCUCCAUGAAGGAGCUUUUCGAUCUCUCACAUGAAACCAAACAAAGAAACACAUAUGAGGGUUCACCAUUGAAAGGCUACGUAGGACAACUCCCACAGAUUCCCCUCCACCAAAGCAUGGGAAUAGAUGAGGGAACAACCCUAGAGGGAAUUCAAAGUUUUGCCCACAAAAUGUGGCCAAAAGGCAAUCAUCAAUUUUGUAAAUAUAUAUUUGAGUAUGCAAAGGUAGCAGAAGAAUUGGAUCGUAUGGUGGCCAGAAUGAUAUUUGAAAGUUAUGGUCUUUCAGAGUACUAUGACUCAUACAUUGGCUCUACAAGUUAUCUACUUAGGCUUUUGGCACACACAGCACCAGAAAAGGUUGAGCCUCAACUGGGUCUUGUGGCUCACACAGACAAGAGCUUCACCACAAUUCUUCACCAAAAUCAUGUCAAUGCACUCAUGGUGGAGACAAGGAAUGGUGCCUGGAUUCAUGUUGAUUUCUCUUCAACAUCUUCCUUUGUCGUCAUGGCUGGUGAUGGACUCAUGGCUUGGAGCAAUGACAGAAUACAGUCCCCUAAUCAUAAGGUUGUGAUGAAUGGGAAUGAAACAAGGUACUCUCUUGGUCUGUUUGCAUUCUCCAAAGGAAUUCUGAAAGUGCCUGAAGAGCUUAUUGAUGAAGAACACCCAGUGCAGUAUAAGCCCUUUCAUCAUCUUGGAUUGCUAAACUUCACUUACAGUGCUAAUAUGAAAGCUUAUUGUGGUGUGUGAUAUGUUUUUCAUAUGUUGUUUUUUCUUUAGAAAGAGCUUCACUGCGCUUUGGUUCUCAUGCGUGAUUUUAGUAUUUUCUCUGUUACGUGUUCUUGAUUUGGCUUGUAGUGUGAAAGUGAAUCCAUGUAUGGAUUUGACAUGGGAUAGAAAAUUCGAGAACUCGGGAUGAUGAACAUGUUAGGGAUAAUUUAUUAUCCAAAUUCCAGUGUAGACAAAAUUAGGUGUAACACAUAGAAAUUCCUCGAAAUUAUAAUUAAUUAUUUAGUA
Vigna unguiculata (cowpea) is the source of this 1330-nucleotide messenger RNA. Its product is annotated as putative 2-oxoglutarate-dependent dioxygenase AOP1. The record is from RefSeq and is a predicted model, not a curated record. Lineage: Eukaryota; Viridiplantae; Streptophyta; Magnoliopsida; Fabales; Fabaceae.